AUGGAACCACAAAAUAAUACACAAAUUUCAGUAUUUCUUCUCCUGGGACUUUCAGAGGACCCAGAACAGCAACCCCUCAUCUUUGGGCUUUUCCUCUCCAUGUACCUGGUCACUGUGCUGGGGAACCUGCUCAUCAUCCUGGCCACAAUCUCAGACUCCCACCUGCACACGCCCAUGUACUUCUUCCUCUCCAACCUGUCCUUUGUGGACAUCUGCUUCACCUCCACCACCGUCCCAAAGAUGCUGGUGAACAUCGAGACACAGAGCAAGGUCAUUUCCUAUGCAGGCUGCAUCACACAGAUAUACUUCUUUGCAAUAUUUGUAGUGUUGGACAACCUCCUUCUGGCUGUGAUGGCCUAUGACCGAUAUGUGGCCAUCUGUCACCCACUGCACUACAUGGCCAUCAUGAACCACAGGCUCUGUGGAUUGCUAGUGCUGGCAUCCUGGAUCACUAGUGCCCUCAAUUCCUUAUUGCACAGCUUAAUGGUGUUGCGACUAUCCUUCUACACAGACUUGGAAAUCCCCCACUUCUUCUGUGAGCUUAAUCAGGUGGUCCACCUUGCCUGCUCUGACUUAUUUCUCAGUGAGGUGAUGAUUUAUCUUGCAACUAUGCUACUGGGUGGUUGUCCCCUUGCUGGCGUCCUUUACUCCUACUCCAAGAUAGUGUCCUCUGUCCGUGCAAUCUCAUCAGCUCAGGGCAAGUACAAAGCCUUCUCCACCUGUGCAUCUCACCUCUCUGUGGUCUCCUUAUUUUAUUGCACCCUCCUUGGAGUGUAUUUUAGUUCUAUUGUGACCCAAAAUUCACAGUCAAUUUCAACAGCCUCUGUGAUGUACACUGUGGUCACCCCCAUGCUAAACCCCUUCAUCUACAGUCUGAGGAAUAAGGACAUCAAGAGCGCUCUGAGAAGACUCUUUGGAGGGAAACCGUGA
Molecule: messenger RNA, 930 nt
Organism: Sciurus carolinensis (gray squirrel)
Lineage: Eukaryota; Metazoa; Chordata; Mammalia; Rodentia; Sciuridae
Product: olfactory receptor 7A17-like
Exons: 1
Coding region: 1-930 (309 amino acids)
Biological process (GO): G protein-coupled receptor signaling pathway
Cellular component (GO): membrane
Molecular function (GO): olfactory receptor activity; G protein-coupled receptor activity
Source: RefSeq, a predicted model, not a curated record